AUGCAGAUACACACAGGAUUUGGAGAUAGAGGUUUGAAUCUGAGAAUGUCCAAUCCUCUUUAUCUCCACAAUAUUCUUGAGGACAAGAGAUUUGCAAAGUGUAGGAUUGUUCUUUUACAUACAUCAUAUCCAUUCUCAAAGGAAGCAUCAUAUCUAGCUUCUCUCUACUCCCAGGUUUAUCUUGAUUUUGGGUUGGCUAUUCCAAAGCUUAGUGUUCAUGGCAUGGUUUCUGCAGUGAAAGAUCUUUUAGAGCAAGCACCAUUAAAUAAGGUGAUGUUUAGUACUGAUGCUUAUGCCUUUCCUGAACUCUUCUACUUAGGUGCGAAAAAUGCCCGCAAAGUUGUUUUCACAGUUCUGCGUGACUCGUGCAUUGAUGGCGAUCUCAUUGUUUCAGAGGCUGUGGAAGCUGCAAAAGACCUCUUUGCACGAAAUUCAAUCAAUUUCUAUAAGAUUAUCAGUUAA
Vicia faba (fava bean) is the source of this 462-nucleotide messenger RNA. The record is from the annotation of a GenBank genome assembly. Lineage: Eukaryota; Viridiplantae; Streptophyta; Magnoliopsida; Fabales; Fabaceae.